GGGAAAGAGAGGGAGUGCAGACUCCGUCAAGACGCGAUGAAUUGGAGGACGAAGUCAACAACGACCGGGGCUUGUGAGAUCCACCAUGGUUCUCCAGGCUCUCUGUAUGCCCGAUCACCACUUCAUGCCCUUCCUUCAUCCGAGGAAGAAGACUCCCCAUGUUGUCUUCACUCUUUAUAUGCUGAACCACCUCCCUCCUCCUUCGUUCAAGCCUCUUCCCUCUGAGAAGAACCGAUGGCGCAACGGUGCUCACAGUUGCCGACAUUUGGAAACUGGGAAAACGGAGACAGCGUUCCUUAUACAGCCUACUUUGAGAAAGCAAGAGAAGGAAAGGGCCAUGCGAAAAGAAACCCAAAUGGUGUUCAGGGCAAUUAUGAAACGUCUAUGAAUAGUGAACCUAUUACCAAAACCUCUUCUAUCCAGAAGGAGGUCGUCCUGGGAUCACAGAAAGUUGCAGAGCCAGAGGUGGCGAUGUUGAAGCACAAGCACUACAGAAGUGGAGACGAAGCCAACCGGAAGAGACUCAUUGGAUCACCUCUGCAUCGUGUAGCCAUUGGUGGAAGAACUGCCUCGGGCAUGUCUCGACCAUAUAAUAGUGGCAUAAGAAAGCCCAAAACCGAAGCUGAGCAGGUCAUGAAGGGCCGAGAUGCAAGGAGGCGGAGCUAUGAUUAUCGGUUUAGAGCGGAAGAAGAUAAUCAUCCCAGGAGGAGGCUUAGUGACUCUAUGCUGCAUCGAGACCCUAGAUAUGGCAGAGUCAUUGCUGAAUUGCCUGUUCAUUGUGACGGUGUAAGGACAUCUUGUUGUUCCCCAAACAGAAUGGCGUGGCAAAAUCCUCGGUUGGAGCGCAUGGAGUCCUCUUCUUACCGUGCACAACAUCGAGCUAGUGUUGGGGGUGGAGGAGGUCCAAUGCCUUCUCCAGUGCGGGAGAAGAGGUAUUCAUCCACAACUAGCAGACAUAAUGCAGUUCCCAUGACUCCGGGGAGAUCUCAUCACAAAUCAGUUGCCCGAGGAGAUAAAACACCUAAUCACAGCAUAGCCGUUCCUAAAUUCGGAGAUUGGGAUGAGACAAACCCUUCGUCGGCUGAUCAAUACACAGAUGUAUUUAAUCGCGUGGUGGAGGAAAAGCAGGGCGCCGCACAAACAGCACCAGUGUCUACAACCGGGACCCCUCAUUCCAAUGGUCAGUAUCCGCACGCUGAUACAAAGCCCGAGCCUCGAGGAUGCUGGUGCUUUCCAUGGCGGGCAAAAUGAUAUCUAAGCUACUAAGAAAUGGGCCACACCCUGUUUAUCGAUCUGCACAACUUGCGUGGGAUUUGUCUGUACCGCGAGGAAAAAGUAUGUGUAGUUUUUACUCUGUCCAGUGAGCAUUGUGUAGUUUUUAUCUGUCCAGUGAGCAUUCGAUGCACCGACGACAUGAGGCUUGAAGAAACAAAUGUUUUGCAUUCAUUUGGUUCUUUUAUAUUUGGCAAAUUCAGCCUCACCUUGUAUUGUAUUCAUACAUUCCAUGUGUAUAAUGGUGAUAAUUUGCAGAUUGAGUUAGUAUUCAGCUGGCU
Eucalyptus grandis is the source of this 1553-nucleotide messenger RNA. Its product is annotated as RPM1-interacting protein 4. The transcript is spliced from 4 exons. NCBI's taxonomy places the organism in Eukaryota, Viridiplantae, Streptophyta, Magnoliopsida, Myrtales, Myrtaceae. Bases 235 to 1251 code for a protein of 338 amino acids. The record is from RefSeq and is a predicted model, not a curated record.